Molecule: messenger RNA, 2778 nt
Organism: Paramisgurnus dabryanus
Lineage: Eukaryota; Metazoa; Chordata; Actinopteri; Cypriniformes; Cobitidae
Source: RefSeq, a predicted model, not a curated record
CACUUGCAAAAUGCUCCUGAGAAAGAAAAGAGGAAGCUGGGAGUUUCAACCUGAUGAGAGGGCAGAUCAUCACUCUGAGGAGUUUUUAGACAGCUUGGCCCAAAGAAUACCUAAUGGGCAGAAAGAGGACUGUUUUGAGGACACUGGUCGGUGUGAAGAUAUGAUGGCAGACAGCUGGAGGCAACACAGAAAGCAUGUGUUGUUUGUGCUGAGUGAGGCAGGUAAGCCCAUCUACUCACGCUAUGGAAGUGAAGAAGCUCUCUCCUUCACCAUGGGUGUCAUGAUGCCGCUGGUCUCUUUCAUUCAGGCUGGAGGCAACACCAUCCAGAAGGGGCCGUUGGUGUUGGUAUCCAUCGGCAAUCGAACAGCAGCUCCGUAGCGAGUUGCUCCAUGUUUACCAUCAGAUCGUCAGCAUGCUUACCCAUGCCUGCAUAAACCACAUCUUUAAACACAGCAAGAACUACGACCUGCGGCGUCUGCUGUUCGGCUCAGAAAAGGUUCUGGACUGUCUUCUUGACGUCAUGGAUCCUGAUCCCAGCUUCAUGCUCUCCGCUGUCCAGUGUCAUCCUCUUCAAGAGACGUUUUGAGUCGCAUCCUUCAGAAGCCAACACAAUGAAUCUGGUUUUCUCCAUUCUUAUUACCAAAAACCUGCUUGUCUCUAUCAUUCAGGUGAAAAUGGUUUUGGAAGAUGCUAGGUUAAAACCCACAGACCUUCACCUCCUAUUCAACCUCAUCAGGACUUCCUUUGCUUUCCAGGCCGGAGAGAUAUGAAUGCCCGUCUGCCUGCCCUUGUUCAAUGAUGACUGAUACUUUUAUGCAUCAUAUCUUGACCCUCCUGAAUGUUGUGUCUGUCUCGUGAUUUUGUCUACAGAUAAGGAAGAAUUUUAUGCAUUGGCAUUGAGUGCAAGAAGAAAAUUGAGUAGGCUGUCACGACCCAGAAUGCUUUGCAGUGUGUGGCAAACACUCAGAUGUACUGUGUUAACAAUAUCGGUGUGGCUAAUCUAAAACACUUCCUGUACAAACCUUCUAAAGUGUCAGAACAGUGUAGUCAACUCCCACGCUUCAUAUGGUAAGUGGCUUAAUGGACAUCAAAGUCAGGAUGGAGUUAAAAAAGGAUCCUUCUCCGACCCCACAUGCAUAAUAUUACAGAAGUAAAAUAGGUUGCGAAUGCUGUUAAUUGUUGUCUUUAAUGCUUUGGGACUGAGAAACUACUGUAUAUAAUCCAAAGCAGCAUUGCACCAAUAUUAGACUGAGUCAUGAGUCAUUUGGCACAUUCAAAGCCCCUUUAGCUCAUGUUUAACCAAAUCAGUGAUUCUUUUGCCAUCAAAGACACCAGAUGGGACUCUAGUUCCCGACAAAUGAUGGCCUAUUAGCCAGUAUUUCCAAAUUCUGUGAAAGAUUAAACCACAGUGUUAUGAAUCCCACAACCGUAAAUGCUUGCUUAAGUUAAUCACAUAUCUGAAAUGUUUCAGUGCAGAGAUGUAAGAUGCCUUAUAUGCACAAAUACAAGCAAAUUACCCCAACUAACUGAUCAUCAAAGCACUGAAACCAGAGAGACAUCAAGUCAUGGGUUACAUAAAAGAAGCCUGUGGUGAGGAUAUUAGAGCAGCUUUGUAUAAACCAUGUCUAUUUAUACUUGACAGUGCACUGUGUUUUUUCAUAUGGUUUGUGUUGACAGCCUAUGUUUACAUGCAAUGUUUCCAUGUGAUGCAUAUCUACUGCUGCUAUUUGUGUUUGUCUUAGUGAAAAAGUCCCAGGUAUUGUUUCUGUCUGUUGCUGCUGAUAAACAGCCGUCACACCACCAGAAAAUAAGCCAUCGGGUGUCCCAAUGUGUAGUGAGCAAUGAGGUCCUUACGAGUGUAAACAAUAUAUUAAUUCACAACCUAGGGAGCUAGGGAACUAAUUAAGACACACCCCAGGUUAUAAUCGAUGAUAUUAGCAUGCUAUGUGACUUUCUCUUCUAACUUUAAUCAGUCCAGAGAUACAGAAGCCAGGAGGAGAGGAUACAUCUACUGGACCUGUAUCACAACAUGCACAGGAGUAUCCACAGUGGCUCACAGCCUUUGAAACUAAUUUACCAUUCGACAGACAGAGAAACGAUGCUGGCAUGUGUAUUUUCCCCUAUCUUUAGUGUCCAUGCAAAUAGUCUCUUUGUUUUAUCCUUGCUUGCAACAUGCAUUUAAUCUGAAACAUUGAUGAAAGCUUGAAAAGGCCUUUUAAAUGCUUCACAUUUUUACUUCUUUACUCUCCUGAUUUGUGUUGUACACCUUAAAAAACGAUUUGUUAUUAAAGUAGCCUAAUUAGAUUAAACACGAAAAAACUCUACACUUAACAUAAAAUUUAAGUUACCAGGUGAACUUAAAUGUAUGCAAAAAUAAAAUGAAAAAACAUAAGUAAUGCCAACUACUAUAACAAUUGUGUCAAAAUUAAGUAAAUCUAGUGUAACAUUUUAAGUAUCUAAAGAGCAAAUUUCCCAUGAUGCUUUUCCAGCCAAAAAUUCUGACAUCUCUUGUAGCCAUUUUGUUGAAGCACAUGCACUGUAAAAAAAUCCAACUUCAAAAUGUUCUUAAAGAUAAUUAAGUAACAAAUUUUUUCUUGUUGAAAGGCGUCAAUUCAUUAUUUUUUGUUCACUGAAUGAAAUAAGCAUAAUCAUCCUGUUAAAAUAUAAAUAUAUAUAUAUAUACUUUUUUGUCCAAUUCAUUUACACAACAUGCCAAACUGAGUAAUCUGAACAAGCAAUUUAAAAAAAAAAUGGUCUGAAUGGUUCCCAUCAUGCAU